AUGGCCGCCGUGCGCCGGCUGCGCGAGGUCCCGCGGCACUUGCUGGUGUGCGAGAAGUCCAACUUCGGCCACAGCAGGUCGCGCCACCGGCGCCUCGUGGAGACCCACUACUACAACUGCCGGGUGUCUGUGCUGGUCCCUGAGUGCGGGGUCCUGCCCCCGGAGCUGAGGAAGCUGCUGUCUGAGGCGGGCCCCUACUUCUCGGUCAGGGAUCUGCCCCUGAGGGAAUUCCUCUCCCUGGAAUUCAUCAGCAGGUUCGUGAAGGAAGGCUCCUUCUAUGCGCUGACGUUCAACACGCACAUUGAUGAGGACAACUCGGCUGCCUUGCUGCCCAGUGGGAAGUUGAUCUUAUCCUUGGAUAAGGACACGUACGAGGAGACUGGGCUGCAGGGCCGGCCGGCCCAACACUCUGGCAAGAAAACCGUGAAAUUCAUCGUUACCAUUGAUUUGCUGGAUUUAGCCUUGAACCCGGAUUCAAAGAGGUCCACAAGGGUUCGCUGGGCCUUGGGGGAGAAGCAGCCACUGAAGUUUGACUUUCUCUUGGCCUGGCACCAUGCAGGAAAAGAGGAUGCGGCGGUGAUGUCACACUUCUCCAGUUACUCGAUCCGGGAGCACCGCCCGCAAGUGGUCCUGAGCUCGGUUCCUGAGCUACAGUGCCCCGUACUGCAGAGCAGAGAGCCUCGGGGACAGCCCGGCGAAGCCUGCAGUGCCCCUGACUUCCUGGAGUGGCUGGGGGCCGUGUUCAUCGGAGCAGACCUGAUUAACGAGCCAGACAGCUUUGUGUCCACGUAUUGCUGUCCCCAGCCCAGCACGGUAACUGCUAGGACCUGCAUGUGCACCAUCACGGGCUUCCUGCUUCCCGAGCUCGUCUCUGCCCUGCUGGAGCAUUUGUGCCGAUUCUUCGAGGAGCCCAAGCUGGCCCCAUGGGCUGUGCUGUCUGUGCAGGGCUUUGCUGAUAGCCCCGUGUCCUGGGCUGAGAAUGAGCACGGCUUCGGGGGCAGUGGUGAGCACCUGUACAGCUUUGUUGUCUUCAGGAGCCAGGACUACUGGCUGCAGAUGGCUGUGGGUGCCCGGGAUGAGUGUCCCCCCUGACACAUAGCCCGAGUCUCCUCACGGUGGCUGUUGGACUUGUCGAUGGAAACGAUGGCUCACAGGAUGGGACGUUUCUUACACGGAUUCAGCACACGUGUGACCAUGGCCGGACCCA
This is a messenger RNA of Suncus etruscus (white-toothed pygmy shrew), 1207 nucleotides long. RefSeq names its product ribonuclease P/MRP subunit p40 (gene RPP40). Gene Ontology annotation, cellular component: ribonuclease MRP complex; multimeric ribonuclease P complex. The record is from RefSeq and is a predicted model, not a curated record. The transcript is spliced from 8 exons. Gene Ontology annotation, molecular function: ribonuclease MRP activity; ribonuclease P activity. Lineage: Eukaryota; Metazoa; Chordata; Mammalia; Eulipotyphla; Soricidae. Bases 1 to 1092 code for a protein of 363 amino acids. Gene Ontology annotation, biological process: tRNA 5'-leader removal; endonucleolytic cleavage in ITS1 to separate SSU-rRNA from 5.8S rRNA and LSU-rRNA from tricistronic rRNA transcript (SSU-rRNA, 5.8S rRNA, LSU-rRNA); tRNA 3'-end processing.